Messenger RNA from Zophobas morio, 808 nucleotides. RefSeq lists its product as uncharacterized. The coding region runs from base 84 to 656 and encodes 190 amino acids. The transcript is spliced from 5 exons. Lineage: Eukaryota; Metazoa; Arthropoda; Insecta; Coleoptera; Tenebrionidae. The record is from RefSeq and is a predicted model, not a curated record.
GUGUUAUUCUUAGUAGUUGCGUGGUCGUCGCAAGUGUCGUCGCCGGCGUCGCAGUGUAAGCAUUAAAAGUUGUCGUGUAAAGAAUGCAAAUUAAACAGAUAAAUAAUCCAAAUAAUAAAAACAUGGCAAAGCCAGAAGUGGAAAUGCCGAAUAAAAGUUUAUAUUUGUCCAAAACAGUUAUUGAGGUUAAGUCAUUUUACAACAAACACUUUCCAACCGACCGAAAGACCUAUAAUUUAAGGGUUCCCUUUGUGGGAUUGAUACUCUCGAUUUGUACAGUGUACUUAUUGCCUCUAUGUGUCUUUAAACAUGAGGAAAUUAUUCUUCCACAAUGCCUCCUAAUAUUCAUCGCCAUAGGAGUAGGAUAUGAACUCUACUACGGUUUAAAAAUUGGAGACAGAAAACAAUUCACUCCAUGGAUCAUUUUAAAAGUUAUAGAACUUCUUUUCACGUUGGUAAUAAAUAUUUGGUUAAUGAUGGAUUUGUGGUUCUUCCUGCCAAUUGUAGUGUAUGCUUGGAUUUUAUUUGUACUAAAUGGCUUGGUUACUUACACCGUAAUAAAUAAAUCUUUUAAAAUGUUCCGUGGAUCUGGGAACAAAUCAAAUAUUCCUGAUGAAGAUAAUUUCGACGAUGGCGAUGUUUGCGAAGAUGUUUAACGAAAAUCUUAUAUGUACUUCAAACCUCAAAUAUUUUAAAGUAACUGUUAGGAUGUUUUAUUAAUAUGAAUACUAAAUAUAUAUGUCAGUGUUAAAGUUUCGAAUAUUUUAUAUUUAUAGUGUAAAUUUGCCUAUAAUAUGUAUAUAUAAUA